Molecule: messenger RNA, 1407 nt
Organism: Penicillium subrubescens
Lineage: Eukaryota; Fungi; Ascomycota; Eurotiomycetes; Eurotiales; Aspergillaceae
Exons: 10
Coding region: 1-1407 (468 amino acids)
Cellular component (GO): Cul4-RING E3 ubiquitin ligase complex
Molecular function (GO): protein binding
Source: RefSeq, a predicted model, not a curated record
AUGAAUCCCGAAAUUCCUGGCUUCUAUUAUGACCCUGAGAAGAAGAAAUACUUCAAGAUACAAGCCAACCAUGUUGCGCCACCUGGUGCCCAGUAUUCCCAGGCGUCCGUCAAGCGCAAGCGCAACGAGCAAGAGGAACAAGAGAGACAGGCGCACGUCAGUCAGCGGAUCGCCCGCGAGACGGUCCACAAGCCAAGCUUCCUCCACCACCCUCUCGUCGGUGUGGACAGAGAGAUUGGAGCCCGUCGUGUCUCCUCUUCUGAGCUGCAAGACCGCCAAGCCAGUGUCCACGUAAGCCAGUUAAGGUGCAAGAGGCUUCAUGAUUUUGAGCCGUGGCCUGGGCCUUGGAAUAUCCGCCAUGUGCUGCGGAGUCCUCGCUCGGGUAUCCUAAUCACCAGUGGUGUUCACAGUCACCAAUCUUCCGUCUCGAUCUGCUUCCCCGAUCAUGGCGAAGAGAAGUGGAUUUACAACCAGACCAUGGAGCGGAUACUCUUUCAAGAGCCCUACAGACUAUCAUCAGUCUCUCUUAGCCACACGGGCUAUUUAUUGGCAACAUUUGACAGCGGUCCCGGAGGCGACUCCUUCCUGGCUCCGCGGUUGCUUCCAAACCCAGAUGAGAGUGGUGACUACCGCUGGCCUUCCGAAUUCCUCCACCCCAUCCGCAUCCGCACCUUGCAGACCCUCUGGUGCUCCGCGGCAUGUCCAACCGGAGACAAGGCUCUCUUCGCCAUUGGAACCUCGGACGGACUCCACACCCUCGAGGGCUACAGCAGCCACUGGACGCUCUCGCAGAAGCCCUUCCCCAACGAGAAGGCCAACCAGACCCAAGGCUUCCGCCGUCACGGCAACUCCUCGCACGCAAGCGUGCAGGCGGUCGAGUGGCUCUCCUCGGACGUCAUUGCCUCGGGACUGCGCAACUCGACCGUCUUCCUGUACGAUGUGCGCACUGGCGACACUUCGCUGCGGCUGCAGCAUUCGCAGUCGGUCACGAAGAUCCGGAAGGUGGAUCCGUGGCGGAUUGUUGUUGGAGGCCAUAACUCGGUUGAAAUGUACGACAUCCGGUUCGUAGCCGAGGGCCUCCAACACAAGCCCAAACCCAUGAGCGGCUCGCACAUCUCGACCCGCCCAUAUCUUUCCUUCCAGGACUUCUCGCCCGAGGAGAUCCCGGAUCUCGAUGUGAGCACCGAGUUGGGCCUGUUGGCAUGCGCAUCCAAUGAUAGAAAGGUGCGUCUCUUCUCGCUCAACACCGGCAAGCCUGUGCCCUCGCCGCUCUCGAAGUUUCAUUAUGCCCGUCCCAUCACCGGCGUGUUCUUCGAGCCAACUGAGCCGAUCACGAGCUCGCAGGGUCCGCAGACGCCCAGCUUGCUGGUUUCUGCUGAGGCUUCUGUCGAUCAGUGGGUUUGGUAG